This is a messenger RNA of Helianthus annuus (common sunflower), 1785 nucleotides long. Its product is annotated as squamosa promoter-binding-like protein 12. Gene Ontology annotation, cellular component: nucleus. Gene Ontology annotation, molecular function: DNA binding. The coding region runs from base 293 to 1558 and encodes 421 amino acids. The record is from RefSeq and is a predicted model, not a curated record. The transcript is spliced from 6 exons. Lineage: Eukaryota; Viridiplantae; Streptophyta; Magnoliopsida; Asterales; Asteraceae.
CCCCCACACACACACACAAUCGUCUCUUCUUCACCCCCUCUCUCUCUCUCUCACACACACACACUCUCUCUCUCUCUCUCUCUACAUUUCCUCAUCCAGUAAGCUACUAAUUAUCUUCCAACUUUCCAUCGAUGUUGCAGCCUAUCGGUAUAGAUGUGGAUUCCGAAGUGGAUUUGAAGUGGAUAUCUCAAUUCUGAUGAUUCAUUUCCUGAAUCUGCUCCGUCAAAUUUGAUCAAGUACCGACAUGCAUUCAAUGUAAGAAAACCAAGUGACAACAAGCUAUUUUCCAAACAUGGAUUGGAAUACAAAAUGGGAAUGGAAAAACCACGAUAUAUUCACCUCCAAAGUUGUUACCGCAACUCCUAAGAAGCUACAAUCAACUAAUUGGGAAGACGACGUUAAUGAAUCUUUUAAUCUAUCUGCUUCUGAUGUGGCGAACUACUCAUCAGCAAAAAGCUCAAUAUCAGCUUCAACUGAAUCUUCGUUAAAAGAGGGGAAACAGAUGUCCAGAUUGGUUUAUGGUGAAUAUAUAGGAGCUGAGGUUAAUGGAAAAUCUUCAUUAUUGGAAGGUUCAGUUAGCUCGGGUGAACCGUUUAUCGGUUUAAAACUUGGUAAAAGGACAUAUUUUGAAAAUAGUAUUGGCAGGAAGGUAUCGUCAUUUUCAGAUAGUCCUACUCCUGUACAAGGUGUAUCAUCAUCUACAGGGAAAAAAGCUAAAUCUUCUUGCCAAGGUACAGCGCUUCCACGUUGUCAAGUUGAAGGAUGCAAUCUUGACCUUUCAUCUGCUAAAGAAUACCAUAAGAAACAUAGAGUUUGUGAAACUCAUUCCAAAUCUCCAAAGGUUGUUGUGUCUGGUCUUGAACUUCGCUUUUGCCAACAGUGUAGCAGAUUUCACAGUUUGGCAGAAUUUGAUGAGAAAAAACGCAGCUGUCGUAGACGGCUUUCUGAUCAUAAUGCAAGACGCCGCAAGCCACGGCAGGAGACAAUCCAGUUUAAUUCAACUGACCUGUCUUCAUCGUUUUAUGGUGUGCGACAACAAUUGAGCUUUCAAUCUAGACCUGCUGUAAGUUCGACAUGGAAAAACUCAUCGAACUCAACAUACUCCAUAGCCACAAUGAAAACCAAACAAUCUGGAAUCCUUGAUGGCAUAUCACAGUUGCCAAACGCCGGCAGUAUGCCUACGAUUUCAUUCAGUAGACCAGUGCCAUCAAAGGGCACAAGCGGCGAGGUUCUUGAUCAAGGUUUUAAGGAGUCCUUGUCUCCCAAUGUAGAUGCACUACGUGCUCUCUCUCUUCUGUCAAACAAUUCUUGGGGUCUAUAUGAGCCCGAUUUAAUCAGGCUCGACCAACCCCACCCCAUGGGCUCUGAUAACCCGUUCAUGGUGCAACCUGGCUUGCAAACUGUUCCCCAAGGUUUGCCACUUUCAUCAUCUGAUUACUGGCAAACCGAGCAACACUCAAUUGACCCCACCAAAACUAGUAAUGCCGCCAACACUCAGGUCCAAGAAUUUCAGCUAUUCAAUCGUUUUUAUUCCAAUCCAAUGGACGAAAUCCUAUGACUUUUGCGAUUUUAAGGUAAACAUGUUUUUUUCCUUGUAAUAAGGUUUUCUGUGUGGUUUGGUGUAAAGACCUAGUCCUUGAUUCUUAACAGCUAUCUGACCAACCACAUAGAUGUUUUCCAAUAUCCUGUACUUGUUCUGCUUUGCAAAUGUUAGUCAUGAAACCACCUAAUGCUAAUCUUGUCCGAGAUGCAUUUCUUCUGUUAUUUGAUGAAUUCUUCAUGUUC